CAGAUUCAUUGAGUCGGAGUCGUAGUGUUGUGGAGGAAUCCAAGCGAUACGGACGUGUCUCCAAUCUUUUCUUCAGAGUCACAUCCUUUCAUUCUGAAGCAAAGGGGUGCUAUUUUGCAAGAGAAUAGCUGGAAAUUGUGUGAUUAUUGUGUGUGUGGCCCAGCUGAGCUAUGAAUGGGUUAAUAAUCAAGGGAGAGCUUGGAUUGUGAUAUGAAUAAAGUGACAUACUUGUUAACAUGACGUAAGGAGCUUGUCUCAAAGAGGGUCUAUGCCACUUUCCCUUCUUGCGAUGAAAGCACCGGACGGCUUUGUGAUCAUCAGCACGGUUUGUUAGACCGCAAUUCAUACUUUCUUGUCCACCUUUCCUCAAACUUUUCAACCAACAGGGACCAACGAUUGAUCCAAUGUUGUAUACAUACUGAUAUUCAUUUAGUGAUCGCAAACAUAACAAGGUGAAUUAGAUAGGCCGCCGUGUAUAAUGCAUCAGAGGGUAAUUUAUUUACACUUUUCUAUAUAUUCGGUUCCUCGAUGAUUUGAGCCCGUUGAGAGGGGAGGCUGUUUUAGCGAUCAAGCCUUUACCCCACCUGUCAACAGCAAGAGAAUAUGGAGUGAUAUUUUCAACAGACACGGGAAACAGGAAUCAAUGUGCGAACUGAAUCUUCGACACAGAGCGUAGAAAGAUGGACACCGCUUGUACAAACUGACAAAUGUAUCAGAUUCUCAACAAUGCGAGGAAUUAACCUGGACAUCAGCUUAGCAAACCAAAUCGGCUCAGGAGAUGAUGUUAAGAGGUAGACAUAUGGAAUCCAUACAUCCCCGUUUUUACUAGCACUUCUCUUGCAAUAAACUGACUUCAGUAAAUUUGUGUGAUCGAGACUAACUGUUUCUGCCAUUAUAUCUCAAAUACAUGUUAAAUGAAAGUGAAGCAUGCUGACAAUGACGAUGCAUCUGAAGACGGAUUUGUAUAGGCAUAUUGUCGACAUGGAACGAGACUUGUCACUAACAUGAUUAAGGCUACCCCCUACGGACCUUUCCGAAGUAAUCCUGAAUGAAAGAGUUUGUUUUGAUAGAAGAACAUUCGUGUAAGUUGUCCAUCAAAGAACGUUUUCAUCACUGAUUGACUUUCGGCCUCUCGUUCUCCAGCCCACCCUGUUUUGUUUGGAAAACACGUCUACCAUUUACAAACAUCCAACCAAAGAAAACAAAGUAUGUUCUAUCUUACAGAUGACAAGUUCAAUAACAGUUCCUUCUUUUGCGUGUGCGUCUACCUGAUGACAGUCAUGCUUGGGAUUUAUCUUUGAGGGCCUACUAGAGAAAAGAUUUACCUCUCAACUUCGAGAUAAUGUAGGGCAAGGUUUAUGCUAAUGGGUAAACAAACAUUUUGAUGUCAUCGAAUCAACGACGACGAAUUUCAGAUUCGGAUGCUUUCCGAGUUUGAAUUUGUUUGUAUCACAUAUUGAGUUAUUUCUCAAGUCGGGGAUAUCAUAAAUGCGUUGAGCCACUCACUUCGGACUCAGGAGAAGGGUAUGAAACUUUGUAAAUCGAUUCGGUUUGGACUUCUGUACUACUUAUCGUUUCACUAUGGAUAAUAUAGUCGUUGUAGGUGUGCGUCGAACAUCGGGAUUCUGUCAGGCUGUCAAACCAGGGCUACUGGCCCAGCGGGACAUUGCAUCCACGUGGAAACACGCUCUUCUUCUCGUCCUCGUUCUGGCAGGCACGGUGCAUAAUGCAGUGGCACAGACCGAGUGCUCUCCUGAAGAACAUCGUAUCCUCGAUAGUCCAUAUCGAAGUGUUGAGUACUCGGCUUCGGCAAUGACAAUUAAAUUAUGCGAUAAAUCAAUCGAAAGAGGCUGGUACCGAUUCACCAUUUACGGAAAAUCAGCAGAACUGCCUACCGAAUGUGUCCAGGUAAAUCAGUGUGGAACAGAAGCACCAAUCUGGUUAGAUACCAAGGGUGACAGCCUCCCACCUCCAGGAGAGAGUGCCCGACAUGCUGCAUGUGUUUCCUGGACUCCAUCUUCCACCCAGUCUUGCUGUUUCUUCAGCUUUCCCGUAACGGUGACCAACUGUGGUGAUUUCUUCGUCUAUCUUCUGCAGCCUGCCAGAGGAUGUAACAUGGCAUACUGUGCGAAAGAGGCUCGAGAAAAGUGUGGCCCAGGAGAACUUUCACCCGAUGGCUUCGAACCAUGCAGAGAGAGUUUUCCAACAAUCCUCGGCCUUCCUGAGAUUACGCCAACCCACUUUGAAGACAAAGUCCAACUUAGAUGUUCUUUUCGAGGGUUAGAGUCACGUGAGGGCUCAACAAAAAGUUACACGGUCACGUGGUUUAAGGCUGGACCAGACGAGAUGUAUCAUCAACUUACCACAAAUGACACAUUCGACAACUUUGCCUCCUUAGAACUCCGAAAACAUUUCUCAUUAGGGGAUAAAGUCAUUUGCACUGUGCAAGCAUUUUUCAAUGCAACCAGACAACUAAAGAGCCCGCCAAUAGAGAGUGAUCCAUUUCAUAUAACAAUAUCGGUAUCUCCGAAAAGAUUAGAGAUCGCAGAAGAUGGGCAGCGUCAUCUAGUGGCCUUUGAGAGUACAGUGCCUAUCCAUUGUGAUGAUCCUGAGCAAAGCUGUUCCGUUCUUAUACCUCUUUCGACCAUUAGUAAUGAUGCAGAAGUUGGAUACGACAUAGCUCUGUCGGAAUGUUUCGUCGAACUUCGGCCUCGAUCGUGUGGUACAACGGAAACCCGAUGUCGUCAAGCUUUCAUGUUCGUAACUGCAGUAACAGACUUUCAACAUGACGGACGGACAAGCAAUGAGAUCAUCACCGGUGACGUGGUUAGUUCGGAUCCGUUCUGGAGUGGCUUCAAUCCUAACGAUCUUGAGGUUAUAGUGAAUGAUAUCCCAACAGCACAGUGUUACUCUUUCACAGACCCACACUUCAUAACUUUUGAUAGAAAGAAAUAUGACUUCUACAAAACCGGAACGUUUGUUCUCUAUAAGAGUCUUAGGAGAGAGUUCGAGGUGCAUACCCGUAUCUGGAACUGCGGCGGUAUCUCGGAGCAGGUGUCCUGUAACUGUGGGUUCGUCGCCAAGGAAGACAAUGACGUCAUCUCGGUGGACAUGUGCGAUGGCAACGUGCUAGAAACCAGGGCGGAAGUAAGGGUCAGGAGCCCCCAGCCUCUGACGGACGGGGUCAAAAUUAAGCAGGCCAAAAACGGAACCAAAAUUACCGUUGAAUUUUCAUCAGGGGCCUUCAUUCGAGCUGAUAUCUCCGACUGGGGCAUGAGUAUCACUGUUCAAGCGCCCUCUCUUGACUUUAAUCGUACAGUUGGUCUUUGUGGAACAUUUGAUGGUAAUCCUGACAAUGAGUUUCAUGAUAAACAGGGCAGAGAUCUGGAUUUGGCCAUGAGGUAUGGGCAGGCAAACGAAUUUGUGGAGUUAUGGAGACUGCGUGAUGGGGGUAUGUUCAAUAGAAUACCCCUACCAGUGCCUUAUGAGCUUCGUCUUCCAGCGUGUUCGUGUCUUUCUCCUGUAGUUCCUCCAAGGGGUGAUUUAUAUCCAAUCCAGAGUCUUGGCUGCCUGGGUGAGACGUCCUGUAGACCUCGAUGUACACGAUUUGAAGACGUAUACAGGAAAGAAUUAGUUCAAUCAAAUGACGUCACAUCCGUGUAUUCGAACAUCAUAUCAAAUAAUCCUUUUGGGAGAAGGCGAAAGAGGAGUGCAUCUGAUGAUAGGACUAAGCGGCAACUUAACCCGCCACCAAGCGAUACAUCAUUGGACCAAACAGCCCUGCGGGAUUUCUUUAAUCUCUUUGAUCUAGACAUUCCUGUGGGUUUAUUUGAUGACACGGGGCCGGUUGGACCAAGUGUUCAGAGCUCUUACUUCUUCCUACCAGAUCACAGACCGAGUGACCUGAGACCUUUAAGAGCCACCUGGCCGACACCAAGUGGUAUAUCCUACGAACAAGCAAGGGAGUUCUGCUUCCAGACUGUCGCCAACACCACACUAGCUAAUGCAUGUGGCGAGAGUGGCUUGAGGACUAACAUGUACAUCGAUGAUGCCGUUGAGAUGUGCCUCAGUGAUGUGCAGUUAACUGAGGAUUUGACCUGGGCGUCGCAGACAUUGCCUUUGGUUGAGAACCAAUGUGAGGCGGCCUAUGUGUCCAAUAGAACGUUGUGGAGACCUGAUAUUAGCUCUGGGAAUGAGCUAGGAGAAGUUGUUCCGCCCGAAGGAGUGUUGAGGGCGCUUAACUGUCCCAAUGAUUGUAAUGGACAUGGUGUAUGUACCAAACAGGGAUGUAUAUGUGAAGACAAGUAUGAACCACCAGACUGCAGUUGGAAAGAUGAUGCUAUUCCCUAUAUUGUGAGGUUAGAGAACAAUGGGUUAUGUGACCGAGAAACCCAAAGAUGUGAUACAGUUAGGAUAACAGCAAGAGAAUAUAGAGAAGGAAAGACCAUUACAUGCCUCUUCUCUUUAUCAAAGGACGGAAUAAACGAUGUGUCGUCAGUUAUCUACGCUCAGUCCAUCGCAAUCAGAAUCAAUAGAAAAACAGUAUUGUGCAAUGUACCGAUAAUAGAAGGAGCUGCAAACGAAGAUGCUACGAUGAGAUGGGAAGUUCAGGUGAUGUAUUCUGAUUCGUCUCCUAGUAACACAAUGACAUUGAUUCACUAUGAUUCAAAAUGUCAUAUAUGUACUUGGAUUGGAGCUUGUACAACAAAGGAGAAUGCCUGUGUGAUUGAAAGACGAUGUUACUCCGCUGGUCAGCAUAAUGAGAGGGAUUCUUGUCAGCAAUGUCGACCAUUGGUCAGCAGACACGAGUGGUCAAUAUCAGAAGACAAUGUACCUCCAGUUCUUGGUGUAGAUACUCAGUUCGUCACAUUCACUGGCCGUGCUUUCACUCAUCAGCUGGACGCUAUAGACCCUGAUAGUACAACGGGGGUAGGGGUUGAAUUCUCAGUACAAACCCAGGUCUCUGACGAUCUAUACCACGUCAAUAUCUCACGAUUCGGCCAUCUGUAUUGGUUGUCGAACGUAGAGGGCGACUACACGGUUCCGGUGAGGUUGACUGACGAGUGCGGAUCGAGUGUUGCAUUUGAGAUGGAGGUCACAGUAUUGGCUUGUCGUUGUCGAAACGGGGGAGAAUGUUUACUAGACUCGAGAUCAGGCUUUCCGGUGAAUAGUCGUCAGUACUCGUGUUCAUGCCCAUCCCCUUAUACUGGAGAGUACUGUGAUAUUAAUAUGGCGCCUGGUACAGGAAGCUGUACGUCUAAUCCCUGCAUGCACGGUCAAUGUCAGGACAGCAUUCAUGGUUUUACUUGUGAUUGUGAGACAGGCUAUACAGGUUUAACAUGUUCUAUCAUGAAGAAUGUUUGUGAUAACAACCCCUGUUUUGAAGGCGUGGAAUGCACUGUUCGUGGAUUGGGGUCGUUUUCAUGCGGGAGUUGCCCAGAAAAUUACUAUGGGGAUGGUAUUACUUGCAAAGCAUCAAAAUGCAAAGUCCCAUGUCCCAAGAAUAUGAUAUGCGACCCCAACGUUGGAUGUGUGUGUAAGGAUGGCUAUCAUGGUUAUGCGUGUUUCAGACCCAUGUGUAACCCUCCUUGUCUUAAUAAUGGUCGAUGUGUUCAGCCUAAUACAUGUGCUUGUCCAGUAGGAUAUACGGGCCAAUAUUGUCAGCGAGGGCAAUGUUCUCCUGUCUGUCAGAACAAUGGCCGAUGUAUGUCUCACAAUCGAUGUCAUUGCUGGCCGGGAUUUACAGGAAGCAGAUGUGAAAUUAUGUCUUGUAAUGUGAACUGUAUGAAUGGUGGAUAUUGCGUCACCCCUGACCGAUGUAUAUGUCGAGGAGGAUACUCUGGACCAGCUUGCCAAACCCCUGUAUGUUCACCAAUGUGUCGUAACGGAGGAAGAUGUGUAAGCCCGGGUCUAUGUGUAUGUCCACGAGGUUUCCAGGGGCAAUAUUGCCAAAGAGCAAUGUGUUCUCUACCUUGCCGUAACGGUGGUGUAUGCGUGAGGAAGGAUAUGUGUUCCUGUCCUAGAGGAUAUACAGGAAGAAUGUGCGAAAGAGCUAUUUGUGAGCCACGAUGUCAAAAUGGCGGCCGAUGUGUAUCUCCUGGUUGGUGUUCAUGUCCGUCUGGAUACAGAGGAAGAAAAUGUCAUAAAGCUAUUUGUCCUUCUGGUUGUCGAAAUGGUGGAGAAUGUGUGGAACCUAAUGUAUGUAUGUGUAUAGCUGGUUAUGGCGGCUCUAGUUGUGAAAACCCUAUCUGCAAUAAGCCGUGUAUGUACGGAGGCAAAUGCAUCAAACCAGAUACAUGUUUAUGUAGGAGGGGAUACAAAGGAAAACAGUGUGAGAACAACAGGUUACCGCAUAGAAGAUAUAGGAGAGACGAAGAAGACGUGUUAUAAAUAUCAUGGAGUUUAUCAAGAUAUUAUGCAGCCAAAGUCAUUCAUAUUCUGCAAUGUUUAAUUUGAAUGGUUAACUAAUUCACAUACUUAAUAUAUUCAUAUUUCAUGGUUCUUUUCUAAUCCAGUUAAUAUUUGUAUAUGAGGGAGCAACGGGUGUAUUUAUUUGCACAUGAAGGUAAUGACGUCCGCAUUGAUUACAUAUGUCCAGUAUUUUGUUGCGUGAAUGCACACACGGCUCACAAUAUUUGCUGUUGAAAAAAUACCACUAAACUUGAAAAUUUUCUUUCAUUGAUUUCCCGAGCCCUAUCUUAGAUCAAAAAAGGAAAAAAAAUAUCCUUUCUAAGAGUUAAGCGACUUUCUAUCGCAAUAUUGAAUAUUAAAUUAAUUAUCAAUUCCAUAACUUAAAUCAUUAACAUUGUAGGGUUGACAUUGCACUAUCUUUGGACAAUUUUUUUGAAAUUUGGCCCAUGACACUGGCUGUAUAACAUACAGUCUGGAAAACACUUAAAAUAAAUACUGUAUUAUGUUUUAUCUUUAUCUUAAUGAUUAUGAUUAUUAUCAUUGUUAUCAUUAUUAUUAAUAUUAUUGCUAUUAUCAUCAUUAUUAUCAUUAAAUGUAACCCGGUUUUCAAUACAGCCUUCCAUUAAAUGGUCAAUGUGUAUAGUAAUUUCCAUUUUUUGCAAUUGAUUUAGUCUGUGGGAGACUACAUCUCCGUGAUUUGGUGCUUUAUCGUUAUGUUUACGUUUUUUGUAAAUAAAAUCAGUAUUGCCGAUAUCCGAUUUCCAGUACUAAAUGUCUUCUGCUUUUUUUUACUUUUUAUUCGAACAUUUUUAAAGCAAUGUCGGUUUCGUUAUUUUGUUUUCAAAUUGACAGUACAUUGUCAAUUGAGAAGAAUGAUCAAUCGAUCAAUUAUAAAAAGUGCUUAUAGUUCAUACGAGAUCAUAGUCGUAUUGUAUAGUUGUUUCUUUCAAGCUCAAACAAAUUAUGCUGCGGAUACAGGAUGGUUUUUUAAAAAAAUAUAUAUUUGUCGAUUAUUUUUAUUUCAUUUUUAUCUUGUGACAGAGCUGUAUUCAGUAUUUUAUAUUGAUGUAUAAGCAUAUUUGCAUAUAUUAUGUAAUAAGUAAGUCUAAUUUGUAGAGUUUUUUUGUGGAUUUGACCCUUAAUGAGAGAAAUAAGAGACUAAAACUUGAGAUGAUCGACUGCAAUUGAAAUUCAAAUUCCAGAAUAGUUCAGAGUUAUUACAAAGUUCAAAUCUUGAUGGAUAUGAGUUGCCAUGUUUGGGAGAGAAUUCAGGUCAAAUGUACCACUAAACAUUGAUUGUCUUCCAUUUUUUACAUCCACAGCUUAAUUUCACCUUGUGCCCAAUUGUUGCGAUCGAUAUUUUAAAAUUCAAGUGUGUGUCGUAUUUAUAUUGCAAACAUGUUUUUUAAAAGACCAUUGGCAUUGUACACAUUUCGCAUUUAUCAUGUUUAUAAGUUUCAUACGUUGAAUAGCAUCGUCGAUUGUACUUUUCUUUUCCUCGUACCUAUUUUACGGUAGAUAUAGCAUGCUCAUGUAACGUUGGUAAGGUUAUUCUAGCUCGAAACGACUGUGUCUUUCGUACAUUGUACGUUGUCUAUUUAUACUGUUCAUAUUCUAAGUUGUCUUAUAAUUUAUCAUGCCAAAAUGAGUAUUAAAUGCAAACAUGUAAUAAGUGAUUUUAUUGGUAUUCAUUGUACCCUCUAUUUCUAAACUCCUCAAAAAAGUUAUGCGAGUCUGUUUUGAAGGAUGAUAUUUUUGUUACCAAGGUUACUGAACUGUGAAAAAGUUGUGUCAUUGGAAAGCUUUUUUU
This is a messenger RNA of Lytechinus variegatus (green sea urchin), 8221 nucleotides long. Its product is annotated as von Willebrand factor D and EGF domain-containing protein-like. The record is from RefSeq and is a predicted model, not a curated record. Gene Ontology annotation, molecular function: calcium ion binding; signaling receptor binding. Gene Ontology annotation, biological process: anatomical structure development. The transcript is spliced from 31 exons. The coding region runs from base 1582 to 6390 and encodes 1602 amino acids. Gene Ontology annotation, cellular component: extracellular region; cell surface. NCBI's taxonomy places the organism in Eukaryota, Metazoa, Echinodermata, Echinoidea, Temnopleuroida, Toxopneustidae.